AUGCGUCUCUUUCUCGGCCUCGCUGUCCUAGCCGGCCUUGCCAUCCCCCGGCCCACCGAUGUCGAGAAGAAGAAGGUAAGCCCAGCUUCGCUUCUCCGAUCCGAAGAUGCUGCUGCGGCUGACAUGGCCAGGAGGGGGCCCCCGUCGACGUCGCAGCCAAAACCUGCGGUCCGGGAUUCACGUGAGCUGCGUGUAUGGCUGCUGACCAUGAUCUGGGGGGCAGUGCCUAUCAGUCCUCAACGAAUGCGUGUGCAACUGCCGGUACAACUAGGCGGAGAGCUUGGAAUCAGUGGAGCCUACUAUCAUCCUCAGCACGAUCCGUUCCGAAGCAAGAUCUUGUUGUUUGUCGGUCCUUUUUUCCCCCUCGGGGCAACGUCACACGCGAGAUUGGAAAUUCUUCAGUUCCCUUGA
Molecule: messenger RNA, 411 nt
Organism: Drepanopeziza brunnea f. sp. 'multigermtubi' MB_m1
Lineage: Eukaryota; Fungi; Ascomycota; Leotiomycetes; Helotiales; Drepanopezizaceae
Source: RefSeq, a predicted model, not a curated record